This is a messenger RNA of Acanthopagrus latus (yellowfin seabream), 943 nucleotides long. RefSeq lists its product as uncharacterized. Gene Ontology annotation, molecular function: lysophosphatidic acid receptor activity. Lineage: Eukaryota; Metazoa; Chordata; Actinopteri; Spariformes; Sparidae. The coding region runs from base 35 to 943 and encodes 302 amino acids. The transcript is spliced from 2 exons. The record is from RefSeq and is a predicted model, not a curated record. Gene Ontology annotation, biological process: positive regulation of Rho protein signal transduction; phospholipase C-activating G protein-coupled receptor signaling pathway.
CGCAGCACAGGGAACGUCGCACUACAGAGAAGUCAUGUCAGUCAACUCCUCGUCCUCCUCUAACGCCUCCCUCCCUCCGUCUCCCCUCUUUUCCUUCUUCAACAUGUUUUCUGUCUCUCACGGCUGCUUCAGGUCCACAGUCGGCACUGUCAACAUCACCGCCUUCACCAUCACCAGCAUCCUCCUCCUCCUCCCUCUCUACAUCUACGUCCUCUGCCUGGGUUUCAAACAAUGGCGUCAACAGCGCUCCAACGUGACCACGAGCCACUCCGACCUCUUUACCUACAACAUGGUCUUCAUAGAGCUGUUGAGUGUCUUCGGGUUCAUUCUUGUCUGCCUUGGUGCCUACGCAAAUCUCCCACAGUUGAUGACGGCAGGCACCUACCUUUUCAGCAUCAACUUAUCUGGACAGAUGUCAUUUCACGUCCUGACCUGUGUGGAGCGCUACCUGGCCGUCCUCCACCCCGUCACCUACCUGAGCCUGAAGAAGGCGAAAGGGAUCAGAAAUGUCGCCAUCGGAUGUGCUUGGCUGCUGAGCUUUUCAGGGACAGCUUAUAUUUACACUGAACAAGUUGGCAUAACAAUUGUCACUCUUUGUACCACAUCCUUUGUCCUUAUCGUUGUCUCCUUCUGCAGCCUGUCUGUUCUCUGUGUUCUGAUUCGUCCUGGGCCGGGGGAAGGGGGCGGGGACAGACAGCAGGUUGACCAAUCAAAGCUGAGGGCGUUCUAUACCAUCAUGAUCAUACUGGGAGUGCUGUUGUUCAGAUUUGGGGGGGCUGUAAUUUCUGUUGUCCUGAUGAACUCGCCAGCGCUGUCGGAGGAUGAAAGGUGUGGUUUGUGGUUGUCCAUGUUCUGGUUCUGUCUGCCCAGCAGUCUGGCCUUGUCUCUGCUCUUUCUCAAGAAGUCAGGAAAACUGCCGUGUUAUAAGAACAACGGCAAAUGA